This is a messenger RNA of Erpetoichthys calabaricus (reedfish), 1802 nucleotides long. RefSeq names its product presenilin 2 (gene psen2). The transcript has 12 exons. Lineage: Eukaryota; Metazoa; Chordata; Cladistia; Polypteriformes; Polypteridae. Gene Ontology annotation, biological process: protein processing; membrane protein ectodomain proteolysis; amyloid-beta metabolic process. Gene Ontology annotation, molecular function: aspartic endopeptidase activity, intramembrane cleaving. Bases 200 to 1525 code for a protein of 441 amino acids. Gene Ontology annotation, cellular component: mitochondrial inner membrane; membrane raft; Z disc. The record is from RefSeq and is a predicted model, not a curated record.
UGACCGGUUCACUCUCAGCUGACUUCUCACAAGACUGGAGUUUCUAGUAUGUGUGUACAGUUUUUUCUCUUAAUCGCUUCGAAGACUGGUGUUUCCGUGACGCACAUCGUAAAAGAGCAGCAAUUGGUGGUGUUAUGUGAAUCUUCCAAGAGGACGGCGGAGCAUUGGCAGGACCACAGUUCCCUGGAAUACAGGCUCCAUGAAUACCUCCACUGAUGAAGAGGAGUUCUGCAAUGAGAAGACAGCCCUUAUGUCUGCCGAGAGCCCAUCUGUCCCAUCAUACCAUGAUACGGCGGGCUCACAGAGGGAAAAGGAGAGUCAGACAGUGAGGCAUCGCUCAUCAUCAAGCCAGAUAAACAAUACAGAUCACGAAGACCACUCAUCAAGCCGGGUUUCUGUCACCGACAGUGAAGUGGAGGAGCUCUCUCUAAAAUAUGGUGCCAAGCAUGUCAUCAUGCUCUUUGUCCCAGUCACGUUGUGCAUGGUGGUCGUGGUCGCCACAAUCAAAUCUGUCAGCUUUUACUCAACUAAAAAUGGACAGCUCAUAUACACGCCUUUCACAGAAGACACAGAUUCUGUAGGCCAGCGCCUCCUGAAUUCCGUAUUAAACACCCUGAUAAUGAUCAGCGUCAUAGUAGUUAUGACUAUUCUCCUUGUGCUGCUUUAUAAAUACCGCUGCUAUAAGUUCAUCCAUGGAUGGUUGAUCCUGUCAUCCCUAAUGCUGCUGUUCUGGUUUAGCUACAUGUACUUGGGGGAAGUAUUCAAGACCUAUAAUGUUGCAAUGGAUUACCCUACCGUGGCUCUCAUCAUCUGGAAUUUUGGAGUAGUGGGAAUGAUAUGCAUCCAUUGGAAAGGACCUCUACAGCUUCAGCAAGCAUAUCUUAUCAUGAUCAGUGCACUGAUGGCACUGGUCUUUAUUAAAUAUCUGCCAGAGUGGUCUGCUUGGGUCAUUCUGGGAGCCAUCUCAAUAUAUGAUCUGGUUGCAGUGCUCUGUCCAAAGGGCCCAUUGAGGAUGCUGGUGGAGCUUGCACAGGAGAGGAAUGAACCGAUUUUUCCUGCACUGAUUUACUCUUCAGCAAUGAUAUGGUUUGUGGGAAUGGCUAAACGCUCUUCAGGAAGCUUGUCCUCCCAACAAGAACAGAACUCAGAUGAAGAAGCUUGCAACAACCGACCUGAAAAUGGAGACUGGUCCAGAAAUACAGAGGCAUCUGAAAACAGGGUGGAUGCUGUAGAAGAGCUGGAGGAAGAGCGAGGUGUCAAGUUGGGCCUGGGGGAUUUCAUCUUUUACAGCGUCCUGGUGGGCAAAGCUGCAGCCACGGCAAGCGGUGACUGGAAUACAACUCUGGCCUGUUUUGUGGCAAUUCUAAUAGGCCUGUGUCUCACUCUUCUCCUACUGGCAGUCUUCAAGAAGGCAUUGCCCGCUCUUCCCAUCUCGAUCACGUUUGGCCUCAUCUUCUACUUCUCCACUGAUUACCUCGUUCGACCUUUCAUGGACACCCUAGCCGAACAUCAGUUUUACAUUUAGCCUUUAUAUGAAGUAACCUGGAAGAUGAUGUGCACCUCUGUAAGGUAAAAGUCAUGCAGAAGCAGACUGAUAUGAACUAUAGUGGAGGAAUGAAGUAAGGGUUUUUAAACCAAGUCUACUAAUUAGGACAGUCAUUCUUUUCAAGCACUGGUCCUCUUCUCAUUUUUCUCUACCUUUUAUUUUUUUUACUAUUUUAUAAACCAUAAAACAAAAAAAAAAAAUGGAAGAACAUUGGUGCCUGAAAUUUUAAAGAGGAAAUAAAAAUGUGUUGUGUUUC